CUCCGGCUGUGUUGUUGAUGUCUUUUGGCGGCCGCUCCCGCUUAGGCGGUUGAGGGGACGGAUCGAGGGAGAAUGGUGUGCGAAAAAUGUGAAAAGAAACUUGGCACAGUUAUUACUCCAGAUACAUGGAAAGAUGGUGCACGGAACACCACAGAAAGUGGUGGAAGGAAGCUGAAUGAAAACAAAGCUCUGACUUCGAAAAAAGCAAGGUUUGAUCCAUAUGGGAAGAAUAAGUUCUCCACUUGCAGAAUUUGUAAAAGUUCUGUACAUCAGCCUGGUUCUCAUUACUGUCAAGGUUGUGCCUACAAAAAAGGCAUCUGUGCCAUGUGUGGCAAAAAGGUUCUGGACACCAAAAACUACAAACAGACUUCUGUCUAGAUGUUCUGGUGAACUCUCUGACUUUCUGUAGUUGUAAUUUCUGCCUUGACUUUUCAAGGUAUAACAUGGAUGUUCCAUCUUACAAAUAACCUGUUUCAAGAUGAGUAAUUCAGUCUAAAGCGGGGAAGUUGAUCAAUGUCCAUGCAUUUGCUAUCAUAAAGCUCUGAACAGCAAUGUUAUAACCAGGCUUCUGCCUUAAGAGGUUAUUUUCCUUGUGAACUAGAAUAAGUGACAAAAUUAAUGGAAAAGGUAUUCUUGAGUUCUGUAUGCACUUUCUGUUUAACAUUAUUCAUAUAUUUCUUAUCUGAUCCAUGUAUUUUAUUUAUAGAUACUGCAAUGUGAAAUUACUGGUACCGUGCUCUGAAUUUGACAUCCAGAUUUAAAGUUCCUUCCUUACUCAUAAAUGUCACAAUGCUUAGAAUCAGCAGUUCCCUGUUUAAUGCAUUUUCAUUAGCUAUAAAUAUGAGACCAUUAUUGCUGAAUGGUCCCUUAGUAACUAGUCCUGCCAGAAGUCAAACAAGGUGCGUUUUUUUAUUGUAAAUGUCUUGUAGCUAAAAUGCCAGUCCCUCCCUUUCACCUGUAAACAAGAGCCCAUGGAAUGCCAAUUUGUCCAGAUGACUGCACUAUAUUUCAGAGAGAUGCAUUUUGUCCACAUCUUCUUAAAUUUAAGUGUCCUGAAAGCAGAGGGAGCGGUGUCUGUCCACAUGUAGUGAGGAUGAAGGUCUGCUUGGGUGUGUCCUUUGAAGCAGGAAACAAACCUUUUCUUACCCUGACCACCACCCCACCC
This is a messenger RNA of Phodopus roborovskii (desert hamster), 1165 nucleotides long. RefSeq names its product CXXC repeat containing interactor of PDZ3 domain (gene Cript). The record is from RefSeq and is a predicted model, not a curated record. Gene Ontology annotation, biological process: cytoplasmic microtubule organization. The transcript has 5 exons. Lineage: Eukaryota; Metazoa; Chordata; Mammalia; Rodentia; Cricetidae. The coding region runs from base 73 to 378 and encodes 101 amino acids. Gene Ontology annotation, molecular function: PDZ domain binding; microtubule binding. Gene Ontology annotation, cellular component: dendrite.